AAAGAGGAAGCGUAAGGGGGAGGAUCCCAACUCUACGCCACUCUCUCUCUCCUCGACGAGUCCGUCGCUCCCCACCGGUAUCAACCUACCUACCUACCCAACCUACACACACUCACACACACAUACAUAUAAAAAAACAUUUUCAAUUCCAACUCUCCAAUCUCCAUUUCCACACUUCCCUUCUCUCUCUCUCUCUCUCUCUCUCUCUCUCAAACGUACCUAGUCUCUCUCUAUGGAAGCAGCAUCCCCAUCUCUCUCCCGCAUAGGUCUGGCCGGACUGGCCGUAAUGGGCCAAAACCUAGCUCUGAACAUCGCCGACAAAGGGUUCCCAAUCUCCGUCUACAACCGCACCAACUCCAAAGUGGACGAAACCCUGGAUCGCGCCCACCGCGAAGGCGACCUCCCUCUCACCGGCCACUACACCCCUCGCGACUUCGUCCUAUCUCUCCAAAAACCCCGUUCCAUCAUCAUCCUCGUCAAGGCCGGCUCUCCCGUCGACCAAACCAUCUCCGCCCUCUCCUCCCACAUGGACCCCGGCGACUCCAUCAUCGACGGCGGCAACGAAUGGUACCAAAACACCGAACGCCGCAUCCGCCAAGUCUCCGAUCAAGGCCUCCUCUAUCUCGGCAUGGGCGUCUCUGGAGGCGAAGAGGGUGCUCGAUAUGGUCCUUCUUUGAUGCCUGGUGGCUCCUACCAAGCGUAUCUCAAUAUUGAAGAUAUUGUGAGGAAAGUUGCCGCUCAAGUUGAGGAUGGUCCUUGUGUGACCUAUAUUGGGGAAGGAGGGUCUGGGAAUUUCGUGAAGAUGGUUCAUAAUGGAAUUGAGUAUGGUGAUAUGCAGUUGAUUUCGGAGGCUUAUGACGUGUUGAAGAGUGUUGGGGGUUUGUCGAAUGAUGAAUUGGGAGAGAUUUUUAGGGAGUGGAAUAGAGGGGAGCUUGAGAGUUUUUUGAUUGAAAUUACGGCUGAUAUAUUCAUGGUGAAGGAUGAGUAUGGAGAUGGGGAAUUGGUGGAUAAGAUUUUGGAUAAGACUGGGAUGAAGGGGACCGGGAAAUGGACUGUCCAGCAGGCCGCGGAGCUUUCGGUAGCUGCUCCCACGAUUGCAGCCUCGUUGGAUUGUCGGUAUUUGAGCGGGUUGAAGGAAGAGCGAGAGGCGGCCGCGGAGGUGUUGAGGGAAGCGGGUUUGAAGGAGGAGGUUGGGGCUGUGAGGAGUGGGAUUGAUAAGAAGAGGUUGAUUGAUGAUGUGAGGCAGGCUUUGUAUGCUUCCAAGAUUUGUAGCUAUGCUCAAGGGAUGAACUUGUUGAGAGCAAAGAGUGUUGAGAAGGGUUGGAAUUUGAAUUUUGGGGAAUUAGCUAGGAUUUGGAAAGGUGGGUGUAUUAUCAGAGCUGUGUUUUUGGACCGGAUUAAGAAGGCGUAUCAGCGGAAUCCGAAUUUGGCAAGCUUGGUGGUGGACCCGGAGUUUGCGAGGGAGAUGGUGCAGAGACAGGCGGCGUGGAGGAGAGUGGUGGGUUUGGCGAUUUCAGCCGGGAUUAGUACACCGGGGAUGUGUGCUAGUCUUGCUUACUUUGAUACUUAUAGGAGGGCUAGGCUUCCUGCAAAUCUUGUUCAGGCUCAGAGGGACUUGUUUGGGGCACAUACCUAUGAGAGGAUUGAUCGCCCUGGUUCGUUUCAUACAGAAUGGACAAAGCUUGCUAGAAAAAGUAACACCCGUGUUGCUGCUCUCAAUUGAGCUGUUUUUCAAUUGUUCCAUCACUUGUUUGCACAUUGGGUGUUGUUAUUGAUGUUUCUAUUGAAUUCAAGUUGCAUCUUUUGCUUUGGAUUCCCUGCUUAGGCAUAUCAACUGUUGUUUUAGCCUCGCAGUCUUUUCUUUUCUUUUUUUGAUGCUAAUAACUGAUGCAUGCCUUCAGAGUAUUACCUGCUUCAGUGUUUCCAAAUGAUUUCUUGCAAGUGCAGGUGAGAAGAUGAGCUUUUCCUUGUUCUUCCUUGAA
Camellia sinensis is the source of this 1982-nucleotide messenger RNA. Its product is annotated as 6-phosphogluconate dehydrogenase, decarboxylating 1, chloroplastic. Gene Ontology annotation, molecular function: NADP binding; phosphogluconate dehydrogenase (decarboxylating) activity. The record is from RefSeq and is a predicted model, not a curated record. Lineage: Eukaryota; Viridiplantae; Streptophyta; Magnoliopsida; Ericales; Theaceae. Gene Ontology annotation, biological process: pentose-phosphate shunt.